Molecule: messenger RNA, 1926 nt
Organism: Culex quinquefasciatus (southern house mosquito)
Lineage: Eukaryota; Metazoa; Arthropoda; Insecta; Diptera; Culicidae
Product: 4-coumarate--CoA ligase 1
Exons: 4
Coding region: 1-1593 (530 amino acids)
Biological process (GO): long-chain fatty acid metabolic process; fatty-acyl-CoA biosynthetic process
Molecular function (GO): long-chain fatty acid-CoA ligase activity
Source: RefSeq, a predicted model, not a curated record
AUGACUUCGUACGAUCCAGAACGUCUCGUGUGGAGUGGUCCCCGCGUCGCUCCACUCUUUGAUCCCGGCCGCAGCUUGGGUGACAUUCUGUUCGAACUGCUCGAUCGCAACCCGGACCGGGUGCUUCAAAUCGAUGGUGAUACCGAUCGGCGGAUUACCCGCGGAGAGCUGAAGCUGCGAGCGAUUCGCAUUGCUCAGCACUUGAGCGAGGUCAACGACAUCGUUACGAUCGCGGCCUUGAACAGUGGUAGCUUGGCAUCGCUGGUGGUAGCGUUGCAGUUUCUGGCCGUGCCGUACAAUGCAGUGUUUCCGAACUUUACCCACGGAGAGAUGGUUGGGAUCAUGGCGCAGACGCAGUCCCGGGUGAUAUUCUGCGACGCGUGGAACUAUGCAGCGGUGAGGGAUGCUGCACGGGAAGCUGUGCGAGGGGGGUUCAAGAUCUUUUUGGUGGACGGAGAGGUUGAUGGUGUAGCUACCGUGGAAGAUUUGCUGGUGGAAACUGGCACAGAGCUGGACUUUAGUCCGAAGAUCAUCACUGAUACCAGCAAAGCCAUCUACAGCAUAUUCUGCUCUUCUGGAACAACCGGUCCUCCAAAGGGAAUCUGCUUGUCCCAUGCGAACAAGACUUCGUCGUUUCUUCCAGCUCCCUACAAUAACCCAACCGUCCUAGCCAUGGGAUCGAUCCACUGGCUCAGCACCGCGUACAUGCUCGAUCUGGUCAUGUUCUACGGCGGAACUGUGGUCACCACCAAGCAACCCUUCUCGGAAGACCUGUUCUUCGACCUAGUCGAACGCUACCAGAUCGACCUCCUCAACGGACCACCAAUUCAAGCGUACGCCAUAACCCACCAUCCCCGAGUCAAGCAAGUCGACCUGUCCAACGUAAAGCUGUGGAGUAUCGGCGGUUACAACGUAUCGGACGCGAUCCGAGACUCGGUGGACGCCAUCCUGCCCAACGGCAAAUCUUACACGAUCUACGCCUCGACAGAGUCCGGACUGAUCGCGGCCGACAUGGCAAAGCGGAAGCGCGGCGCCAUCGGAACUCUAUUCCCGAAUGUCCAGGUUCGGAUCGUGGACGACGAUGGUCAGUUUCUGCCGGUUGGUCAACCUGGAGAACUGUGGAUCAAGCGUUACGUUGCGUUUCCGGGCUACCUCAACAACGAGCAAGCUACCCGGGAGGUCCAAGACGACGAAGGCUGGUUCCGCUCGGGCGAUGUCGGAUACUUUGACGAAGAAGGCUACCUGUUUCUGGUGGAUCGCAAGAGUGAAAUCUUCAAGUACGUAACGCAGGUGUCGCCGACGGAACUGGAGGACAUCAUCGCCGAGCUGGACGGAGUGGCGGAGGUUUGCGUCGUGGGAAUUCCCACACUGGACCAGAGUGCGGAACUGCCGACGGCGGUGGUGGUUCGAAGGGAGGGAUCUGCGCUGCGGGGUGAGGAGGUGGUCAAGUUUGUAGAAGAUCGGGUUAUGGACCACAAGCGACUUCGAGGAGGGGUGUUCUUUGUGGAGUCGCUGGCCAAAACAAGCAAGGGAAGUUUGAAGAGGAAGGAGGUUAGGAGGCUCAUUAUGGAGGAAUUAAAUGUCAAGGUUUAGUAGAAUUUAUACCUUAUUAUUACAAGAUAAAUCGAACAAUUCCCUUACAACUGAAACAACCCCGGAACUCGAUUACAGUCAUGUUUUUGCUUUUUGUUGCUAAUUUUGACUCUAUUUUGGGUCUUGCUCACAAAACCCUUUUUUCUCCCCCUUGGAAUGACACAUGUCAAAACAAAAGCUUUUUUUUUCGUUGUUUUUAAAGGGUUUGUGAUAUGCUGAAAAGGGGUAUGUGGAUAGAAAUAGCUGGUUAUAUUUUUGUCGAAUAAACAUUCCAACAGCAUAUUAUACAGCAUCCUAUAGGAAUAUAACAAUCACCGCUUUGUGGGGUAAAUU